This is a messenger RNA of Rhipicephalus sanguineus (brown dog tick), 2225 nucleotides long. RefSeq names its product U4/U6 small nuclear ribonucleoprotein Prp3 (gene Prp3). Gene Ontology annotation, biological process: mRNA splicing, via spliceosome. The record is from RefSeq and is a predicted model, not a curated record. Gene Ontology annotation, cellular component: U4/U6 x U5 tri-snRNP complex. The transcript is spliced from 9 exons. Lineage: Eukaryota; Metazoa; Arthropoda; Arachnida; Ixodida; Ixodidae. The coding region runs from base 194 to 2062 and encodes 622 amino acids.
GCAUAACGCUUGUUUUGAAAGUUUGCGUUGUGGUUGCGUUUUCUUGUCUUGUUUCCGUUUGUGCAGUUGAUUUUCGAAUCAGCCUCGAGUCUCACGGCUGUAUUCAAAUAUUUUUGUAUGUUAAGAACGUCGUGUUUGUGUUUCUAGGAUUGUAGAUGUGUGCGUGACAGCGUCCUCCGGACUGAGUCGGAACAUGGCCCUCACUCGAAAGGAAGCCGAAGAGCUGCGGCCAUGGGUCGACCGGACUGUGCACAAAUUUCUCGGCUUCGAGGAACCGACGCUGGUGACGGCUGCUGUGAGCUGCCUGUCAAGCGGCUUCGACAAGGCAGAGACGACAAAGAAACUGUCGUCGCUGCUGGAUGACUCCAAGGCAGCCUCACUGGCGGAGCAGCUGUUGACCGGUGCCCAGGAGCAGAUCCGCACGAAGCAGCAGCGUCAGUCACAGGCAGACGAGGACGGUCCGCGCAAGUCCCGCUUCUCCGAAAUGCCGCCUUCGAUGCUGAGCCAGCCGAGUCCCGGCCAACUGACCACUCUACAGAUACGGGAGAUGAUGGCCAAUGCGCAGCGCAUGAUCGAAGAGCGCAAGAAGGCUCUGGGAGGCAGCGUGCCACCAGCUGUGGUGCCCGUCGCCGCCGCUGUUGCAGACAGUCGUAACAGGAUCGCCGAGCUCACAGCCCAGAUCCAGGCUAAGCUUGGCAGUCGGCCUGGCUUUCUUCAGCAGCCUGUUGCAACCCCAGUUGUUUCUUGCCUUCGCAGCCGGCCGACACCCCUCAUUCUAAAUGCCGAGGGCCGUACAGUGGACUCAACAGGAAGGGAAAUUCAGUUAGCCCACCACACGCCUACACUUAAGGCGAACAUCCGAGCCCAAAAGCGGGAGCAGUUCAAAAUCCACCAGGAGAAAGUCACUGAGGACGUGUCAGAGCUGAACUUCUUCGACCAACGGGUCGGGGCGAAGCCCGUACAACGCGGCCGCAGGGCCUUCCGCUUCCACGAGAAGGGCAAGUACGAGCAGCUGGCCCAGCGGCUGCGGACCCGGGCGAAGCUUGAGCGCCUCCAACAGGAAAUCGCCCAGGCGGCAAAGAAGACGGGCAUUUCGUCGGCCACCAAGAUUGCGCUCAUGGUGCCCGCUGCGCGCCAGGCCAAGGAAGGCAAGGAUGACAUACCCGACGUGGAGUGGUGGGACACUUUUAUCAUCAAGGGCGAGAGCUACGACAGCGUGAUCGACGCCGUAGUGACGGGUGGGGAGUCACUCGAGAAUCUGCUAGAGGGUGUCACGAACCUGGUGGAACACCCGAUCCAGAUGAAAGCGCCCACCCUGCCACCCCGGGGACCGGCCCCGCUGCCGGUCUUCCUGACACAGAAGGAACGCAAGAAGCUGCGACGGCAGAACCGCCGUGAGGCCUGGAAGGAGAAGCAAGAGAAGAUCCGGCUGGGGCUGGAGCCCCCGCCUGAGCCAAAAGUGCGCAUGUCCAAUCUGAUGAGAGUUCUGGGCAGCCAGCAAGUACAGGACCCUACCAAGGUCGAGGCGCACGUUCGUGAGCAAAUGGCGAAGCGGCAAAAGGCCCAUGAAGAGGCAAAUGCGUCACGGAAAUUGACCACCGAACAGCGGCGGGACAAGAAACUGCGCAAGCUCAAGGAGGAUACAAGUCGGGGCGUACAUGUUUCUGUCUACCGGGUGCUAAGCCUGAUGAAUCCCGCAAAGAAGUUCAAGGUGGAGAUGAACGCCAAGCAGCUGUUCCUAACGGGCUGCGUGGUCUUGUACCGUAAUGUAAAUCUCGUGGUGGUCGAGGGGGGCCCUCGGCAACAAAGCAAGUACCGCCGCCUCAUGCUCAGUCGAAUCAAGUGGUCUGAAGACACCAUACAAGGAGAAGGUGAGAAAACAGAGAAGAAUCAGUGUCAGCUUGUCUGGGAGGGAACGGUCAAGUCGCGGAGCUUUGGCGAGCUCAAGUUCAAGGUGUGCCCAACGGAGUCGCUGGCCAGGGAACACUUUCGCAAGCACGGUGUGGAGCAUUACUGGGACCUCGCGUACAGCAGUACGCUACUGGAGUUAGCCGACGCCUAGCACUGGUCGCCACCACUCCGGACGUACUGGUUGAACAGCUGUGGCAGUUCGGACAGGGGCUGUGUCCCACUCCAAGCCAAAAACUGCCGUCGCAGCCUGUGCAGCUUGCCAGCAGGUGGCAGCGUGUGCAGGUGGCAUGUCAAGGACAAUAAAAAUGGGGGCA